Messenger RNA from Labrus mixtus (cuckoo wrasse), 5534 nucleotides. Its product is annotated as pecanex-like protein 1. NCBI's taxonomy places the organism in Eukaryota, Metazoa, Chordata, Actinopteri, Labriformes, Labridae. Gene Ontology annotation, cellular component: membrane. The record is from RefSeq and is a predicted model, not a curated record. Bases 1 to 4431 code for a protein of 1476 amino acids. The transcript is spliced from 29 exons.
AUGCCCCCCUUCCAUGUCAGCUCGCUCUCUAUUGUUUUGUUUUUUCCAGGAAAGCUCACACCGUCCUUGUACGAGGCCGGCGGGUGUGACAUGUCGCUGGUCAAUUUUGAACCUGCAACCAGACGAGCCUCUAACAACGUGUGGGACACCGACUCCCACCUCUCCAGUUCUACCUCAGUUCGCUUCUACCCUCAUGACCUGAUCUCCCUCCCUCAGAUCCGUCUGAACCGUCUGCUGACGAUGGACCCGGAGCUGCUGGAGCAGCACGAAGGAGAUCUGAGCCCGGAGCUCCAGGACGCACCGCUGGGACACGAGGACCCCGCCGCCGCCAACGCUGCCGGCAAAGCCCGGCAGUACUACCGCCUGUGGCUCCUCCCCUUCCUGUGGGUGGGCCUGCACUUUGACCGGCUCACGCUGCUGGCUCUGUUUGACAGGAACCGUGAGGUCUUAGAGAACGUGCUCGCUGUGCUGCUGGCCGUCCUGGUGGCCUUCCUGGGUUCAGUGCUGCUCGUUCACGGCUUCUUCACCGACAUCUGGGUCUUUCAGUUCUGCCUCGUCAUCGCCAGCUGCCAGUACUCCUUACUGAAGAGUGUUCAGCCGGACUCCUCCUCCCCUCGCCAUGGUCAUAACCGCAUCAUAGCGUACAGCCGGCCUGUCUACUUCUGUCUGUGCUGCGGUCUCAUCUGGCUGCUGCACUACGGCAGUCUGAGGACCACGUCGUCCCGCUUCACCCUGUAUGGAGUCGCACUCACCAGCUCCCUGGUCCUCGCCUCGGCCCGGGACCUUGUCAUUGUCUUCAUCCUGUGCUUCCCCAUCAUCUUCUUCGUCGGGCUGCUGCCGCAGGUCAACACGUUCGUCAUGUACCUCUUCGAGCAGCUGGACAUCCAUGUGUUCGGGGGCAACGCCUCCACCAGUCUGCUGUCAGCGCUGUACAGCGUCCUGCGCAGCGUGGUCACCGUCGCUCUGCUGUACGGAUUCUGCUACGGAGCUCUGAAGGAGUCGUGGGAGCCGCAUCACAUCCCCGUGUUGUUCUCGGUGUUCUGCGGCCUCUUGGUGGCCGUGUCCUACCACCUGAGCCGGCAGAGCAGCGACCCCUCAGUCCUCAUCUCGCUCAUACAGUCAAAGAUUUUGCCUAAUUUAAAAGACAAGAACCCGGAGGACCCUCUGUCAGAAGUCCAGGACCCUCUGCCCGAUAAGCUCCGAGCCUCGGUGAACGAGCGUCUGCAGUCUGACCUGAUCGUCUGCGUGGUCAUCGCUGUUCUUUACUUCGCCAUCCAUGUCAGCACCGUGUUCAUUGCACUGCAGCCGUUCCUCAGUUACGUCCUGUACGCUCUGUUGGGGACGGUCGGCCUGCUCACACACUACCUGAUGCCUCAAGUCCGCAAGCAGCUGCCCUGGUACUGCUUCUCCCACCCGCUGCUCAAAACCAAGGAGUACUACCAGUUUGAAGUCAGGGAUGCGGCUCACGUCAUGUGGUUCGAGAAGCUCCACGUGUGGCUGCUGUUCGUGGAGAAGAACGUCCUCUAUCCUCUCGUCAUCCUCAACGAGCUGAGCGGCAGCGCCCGAGAGCUCGCCAGUCCAAAGAGACUCGACACCGAGGUUGGCGCUCUGAUGAUCACGGUGGCGGGCCUGAAGCUGCUGCGUUCCUCCUACAGCAGCCCCACCUAUCAGUACGUGACCAUCCUCUUCACCGUCCUCUUCUUCACCUUCGACUACCGCCAUCUGUCUGAGACGCUGCUGCUCGACCUCUUCCUCAUGUCCAUCGUCUUCAGCAAGAUGUGGGAGUUGUUCUACAAGCUGCACUUCGUCUACACCUACAUCGCCCCCUGGCAGAUCACAUGGGGCUCCGCGUUCCACGCCUUCGCUCAGCCCUUCGCUGUGCCUCACUCGGCCAUGUUGUUUGUUCAGGCUGUCGUGUCGGCCAUCUUCUCCACCCCCCUCAACCCGUUCCUGGGCAGCGCCAUCUUCAUCACCUCCUAUGUUCGUCCCGUCAAGUUCUGGGAGAGAGACUACAACACCAAGAGAGUGGAUCACUCCAACACCCGUCUGGCCUCCCAGCUGGACAGAAAUCCAGGCUCUGAUGACAACAACCUGAACUCCAUCUUCUACGAGCACCUGACCCGCUCGCUGCAGCACAGCCUGUGUGGAGACCUCCUGCUGGGCCGCUGGGGGAACUUCAGCACGGGGGACUGCUUCAUCCUGGCCUCGGACUACCUGAACGCUCUGGUGCAUCUCAUCGAGAUCGGGAACGGCCUGGUCACCUUCCAGCUGCGAGGGCUGGAGUUCAGAGGAACGUACUGCCAGCAGAGGGAGGUAGAGGCCAUCACAGAGGGGGUGGAGGAGGACGAGGGCUGCUGUUGCUGCGAGCCGGGUCACCUCCCUCACAUCCUGUCCUUUAACGCCGCCUUCGGGCAGCGCUGGCUGGCGUGGGAGGUGCUGGUCACCAAAUACGUGCUGGAGGGCUACAGCAUCACCGACAACAGCGCCGCCUCCAUGCUGCAGGUGUUCGACCUGCGGCGCAUCCUCACCACCUACUACGUCAAGGGAAUCAUCUACUACGUCAUCGCCUCGCCCAAACUGGAGGAGUGGCUGGCUAACGAGACCAUGAAGGACGGCCUGCGGGGGUGUGGAGAGAGGAACUACGUCGACCUGGAUCCCACCUUCAACCCCAACAUCGACGAAGACUACGACCACCGGCUGGCGGGAAUCUCCAGAGACAGUUUCUGUGGCGUCUACCUGAGCUGGAUCCAGUACUGCAACUCGAGACGAGCCAAGCCUCUGGAGAGCGAGAAGGACUCGUCUCUGGUGCUGCUCUGCUUCGGUCUGUGUGUGCUGGGGAGGAGAGCUCUGGGGACGGCAGCUCAUCACAUGUCCAGUAACCUGGAGUCUUUCCUCUACGGGCUUCACGCCUUGUUUAAGGGAGAUUUCCGCAUCUCUUCGGUGCGAGACGAGUGGAUCUUCGCCGACAUGGAGCUGCUGAGGAAAGUGGUGGUGCCCGGAAUCCGAAUGUCUCUCAAACUCCACCAGGACCACUUCACGUCCCCCGAUGAGUACGAGGAGCCGGCGGUCCUUUUCGAGGCCAUCUCGUCCCACCAGGAGAACCUGGUCAUCGCUCACGAGGGAGACCCGGCCUGGAGGAGCGCCGUGCUGUCCAACGCCCAGUCGCUCCUCGCCCUGCGCCACGUCCUCGACGAGGGAACCAACGAGUACAAAAUCAUCAUGCUCAAUCGACGAUACCUCAGCUUCCGGGUCAUCAAGGUGAAUAAAGAGUGCGUGCGGGGUCUCUGGGCCGGGCAGCAGCAGGAGCUGGUCUUCCUCAGGAACAGAAACCCGGAGCGCGGCAGCAUCCAGAACGCCAAACAGGCUCUGAGAAACAUGAUCAACUCGUCCUGCGACCAGCCCAUCGGCUAUCCCAUCUACGUCUCGCCGCUGACCACCUCCUACUGCAACUCGCACCCGCAGCUCGGACACAUCCUGGGCGGCCCCAUCAGCAUGGGGAACAUCCGCAACUUUGUGGUCAGCACCUGGCACAGGUUACGUAAAGGCUGCGGCGCCGGCUGUAACAGCGGAGGGAACAUCGAGGACCCGGACGUGGUGGGGGGGCUGUCCUGUGGGAGCGGGAACGGGACGGGGGGCGACUCACAGCAGAGCUCAGUGUCGCAGGGAGGGACCUCAGGACACGCCCCCUCCCACCCGUAUCCGCCACACACACUGGGCACCAGUCAGAGCUCGCAGUCGGUCCAGUCGGGUUUGGUGCGUCACUCCCCCGCCCGAGCCUCCGUCGCCAGCCACUCGUCCUCGUACCGUUACAGCAGCAGCCGCCACUCCUCGCUGCGCACCUCCACCACGGGCCUGGAGCCCUGCAGACGAUCCUCCACCAGCCAGCUGUCUCUGCGCACGCUCCCCACCUCGCUGCAGCUCCGGCUGGGCUCCGCCUCCGACCCCGCCGGGCCCUCCGCCUCGCUCUCCAGCCACAGCAUCCCGCCCUGCAAACGCCACACGCUGGUGGGCCUCCUGGGCAACGACGCCAUGUGCAGCACGGUGACCGACCCGCUCAGCCAGCAUCACCACCAUCACCACUACCACCCGCAGCAGCACAACCCCAGCGUCUCCACCGUGCGCAGAGACGACAUCUCCUACAGAGUGCAGAUCGUGGACGUCAGUCAUGUGCUCGAGACCAUCAACCUCUCGAAGCGGAAGGAGCUGCAGUGGCCUGACGAGACGAUGAGACUGCGAGCAGGUCGGACCUGCUGGAGGGAGUGGAGCCCCCUAGAGGGCAUGGAAGGACAUGUGAUUCACCGGUGGGUGCCUUGUAGCCGAGACGCAGCCAAUCGCUCCCAUAUCGACAAAACCAUCCUGCUGGUUCAGGUGGAAGAUAAGCUAGUGCCCAUCAUCGAGACGGGGGUCAUUGAGUUGGGCGCCGAGGUCUGACACAAGCAAGCACACCCACACACACACACGCACAUGAACCGCACACACACACACCUGGAGUCUGCGUGAAGACUCGGCCCGCAGGACGCCGACGCCUGCAGACAAACAGGAAGUGGAGCUCUCCCCCGCCCGCUGAUCCUGAUCGCUGAGGGGGAACAGGAAGCCAGGGAAACGUGCGAGCAGAGGCCGAGCGCCACUCACUGCAGCGGCUCACACACACACACACUAUCUGCCUUUGCUUUGCGUCUCAGAAAUGCUGCAUGACAGUAAACGACCUUAAGUUUUGUUUCUCUCCUGGUGAUUCAUUUAAGUUCUAUGCAUUUCAUCGUCUCUCCGACUCCAACGAGACGGACAAGAUUUUUUUUUUGUGUUCUUUUGAUUGUCUGAAUAAUUUGCCAAAUUCAAAACCCGGCGCCGAAUAUCUGCCGGGGCUUCACACUCGACCUGAAAGCUUUCUGUUGUUGUUGUUGUUAUUUUUGUUGCCAAGACGACAGAGGACGCUGUGCGGCGCUCCGACUCCUCUGUUUCAUGUCGUCAUUCCCUUCGGACAACUGCAAGACGACUGCGCAAAGAAAAUAAAACUUGCACUAUAAUUUUGUAUUUUAUUUACAGCAAUGCACUACUCUCUCUCUCUCUCUCUCUCUCUCUCUCGAUGAUAUCAUGUUUUAUUUAUUACCGCCUCAGAUCGCCAUGGUUACCGAUGCCUUGGGAAUGAAAAAAAAAUGCAAUCGAACUUUGUCUUUUGUUUUCAGCCAUUUUUUAUUUUUCAGCUUUCUGUUUGAUAAACUUGAAGAUAACUUUUUACUGUAUAUGAUUAUAUCUAUAUAUAGUAUAUAAAAAUAUAUAUAUAUUUACACAAAUAAAUAUAUAUAUACUGUGGAUGUAUAAAAGACUUUGUUUUUGGAUAUUUAUUACUGUGAACAUUGUAUUUACACUUUGUUACAUCUUCGCUUGCUUUCGUUUCGGGGCGACGGUUUCGAGUCUCGAGGACCAGCGGGUGAAAACGAGAUGCAGAUUUUUUCGAUGGACUGUUUCACGACUUAACUUAAUUCUUUUUCUAUAUGGAGAAAUAAAAGUUUGAUUUAUUGCUGACAUCUUUAAAA